AUGUCACAUUAUGACGUAGAAGCCCUCCUGGACGCGGCUGCAAAUGCCGACGCCCCCCAGGAUAAGCAGGCCGAGACCAACGGCAACCACGCCAACGGCGACCGCGACCGCGACCACGAUCGCGAACGAGACCGCAGUCGGGACCGGGACCACGACGGAGAGCGAAGCCGGCGCGAUCGUGAGAGAACCCCGAGAGACGGCUCUCGGGAUCGCAAGCGCAAGGAUCGGCGCAGCUACAGCCCCAGGAGCGACGCUGACAGGACGCCCAGGAGCGAUACGGGAAGUCACAGAAGUAGGCGCAGAAGCCGGAGCCGUGACCAUGGAGGCCGACACUCACGUCGUCAUAGAGGAGCAGAUGGAGACUACUAUCGCAACGGACGCGGCGGCCGCUCUCGUUCUCGCUCUCCCAACCGCUACUAUCGCCCUCGAGAUAGCCGUCGUGACCGCGACGAUGACCGAAGCUCUCGCCGCGGUAGGGACGACGAUCGCCGACGCGGCGGAAACACGCCUCGCUCCAGGGAUGCAUCCCCCCCACCUCUGACCGAGGAUGAGCGCGAUCGACGCACCGUCUUCGUGCAGCAGCUUGCUGCUCGUCUGCGCACGCGGGAGCUCAAGGAGUUCUUUGAGAAGGUGGGACCCGUGGCUGAAGCUCAAAUAGUCAAGGACAGGGUCAGCAACCGAUCCAAAGGUGUUGGCUAUGUUGAGUUCAAGACCGAAGAGUCUGUUCAGGCUGCGCUCCAGCUCACCGGCCAGAAGCUCCUAGGUAUUCCCGUCAUUGUCCAGCUCACCGAAGCUGAGAAGAAUCGCCAAGUUCGCAACACGGAGUCGUCCGGUGGCCACCCCAACUCCAUCCCCUUCCACCGCCUGUAUGUUGGUAAUAUCCACUUCAGCAUCACUGAGCAGGAUCUCCAGAAUGUUUUCGAGCCGUUUGGCGAGCUCGAAUUCGUCCAGCUGCAGAAAGACGACUCGGGCCGUAGCCGUGGCUACGGAUUUGUACAGUUCCGAGACGCUGGCCAGGCACGUGAGGCUCUGGAGAAGAUGAACGGCUUUGAUCUUGCUGGUCGUGCCAUUCGGGUUGGACUUGGAAACGAUAAGUUUACCCCCGAAUCAACUGCCAACCUGUUGCAGAGAUUCCAAGGCCAGAACCAACAACAGUACCAGGGCUCUGCUUUCUCUGGUGCGGGUGGACGCGGGCCCCCGUCUUCCAACUUCGACCGUGCCGGAGGCCGAGACAACGAGAAAGGCGGCGGCGCGAGCGCUCUGGACGAUACCGAUGUCGCAGGUGUCAACUUUAACAACUACAGCCGAGACGCCCUGAUGCGAAAGCUUGCAAGAACUGACGAGGCCUCCAAUGGCCAGCCUGAGCGACAGGUCCUCAAGCCCAAGACAGAGGCGAAACCUUUGCCCGUCAAUGUCAACAUGGCUAGUCGCUGUGUAGUACUUCACAAUAUGUUUGAUCCCGCCGAGGAGGAAGGUGAAGACUGGGUGAAAGAACUCGAGGAUGACGUUCGCCAGGAAGCCGAGGAGAAAUAUGGUCAUGUUGUCCAUAUUUCUCUGGAUCCCAACUCGCCGGGAGACAUCUACCUCAAGUUCGACAAGGUUCAAGGCGGUGAGAACGCCAUCAAAGGACUCAAUGGCCGCUACUUCGGUGGCCGGAUGAUCACUGCUGCACCUGUUGUCGACGCAGUCUACAGCAACCGGCACGAGGCUUUGCCUUUGAAUUAUCUCGCUUAUAGGACUUUGUGUUACCAAAUUGCCGCCCAUCACCGAUCUACGCGGCAAGGCGAUGACGGCUAG
Molecule: messenger RNA, 1797 nt
Organism: Thyridium curvatum
Lineage: Eukaryota; Fungi; Ascomycota; Sordariomycetes; Thyridiales; Thyridiaceae
Exons: 6
Coding region: 1-1797 (598 amino acids)
Biological process (GO): mRNA processing
Cellular component (GO): nucleus
Molecular function (GO): RNA binding
Source: RefSeq, a predicted model, not a curated record